AUGUCAUCCUGGUUUCGAAAAGAAAAUUCACUCACUGUCAAUCAAAAGCAACGGUUACUUAGUUCAUUAGAAAAUGGUAUGAUACAGGCAUCGCAACAAUAUAAAGGAUACUCGAAAAUUGGGGAAGUCCUGCACCUUCAAGGACCUCAUAUUUCUCUGAAAGCUUUGUCUACAGCAAUUGGUCAUUUACAGCGUCGUCAUCCUGUUUUGCGAAGUCGUCUUCAAAUUAACCGUGAAAAAACAAACAGUUAUUUUUUAGAAGAAGACGAUAUGCUUCAACUUCGGAUUCGAGAAAUACCACGAAAACGUGCCGAUCAUAUGAUCUUGUGGCGUCAAGAAUGGCGAGAGCGAGAAAAAGAAACAACUGUCAUUGGUCAAGGACUUGCUGAAUUUUGGCUUCUACAGGAUCCAGAUGAUGACAACGAUGACAACAGUCCACGCGAAAUAGUAGUUAUAUGCGAGCAUAGUGUCUGUGAUGCCUGUUCCCUCAGCACUGUGUUAGAUGAACUUCUCAUAGCGUUAUCUGAUGAUAAUAACAAUAUGUUUACGAGUUCAUUGAAUUGGCCAGAGACUAUGGAGGCAGCAAUUCAAAGAAGUCUCUCAAUAUUUGGAAAAGUGACCACACUUACUCGAUUUAUUCUUGGAGCAAUAUACUUACGCGCAACUAACAGACGGGCAAUUGCAAGAAUACCCGUUGCUAACGUCGAUUUUCCAUUAACUGAUAUGCCUGAUCAUUGUCACACUGAAACCUGUUACGCUGUGCUAAAUAAAGAAGAAACACAGAAACUAGUAGAAAAGUGCCGUCAAGAAGGUGUAACUGUAACAUCUGCUAUUAGCACUGCUAUUUUAUGCAGUGCUUCUAUGCUAGUAAAUUGUAACGAAGGUCAAUCAACCGCAUUACAUUUUUACAAUGUAGCUGAUACUCGAAGACGAUACGUGCCACCCAUUCCUAAUCAUGACCUUAGUUUUCAUGUAUCAGGUAUGAUGCCAUUUAUCAUACCUACGGAAGAUAUAUCAAUGUCUUCUGAAGGCAUGUGGCAACUUGCAAAAGCUUACGGACAUCAUAUGAAGAGGUGUAUCGACGGUGGUCAAAUACUUGCUCUUGGUAUUAUUAUCGGAAAGAUCUUCAAGAAGCUCUUUGGCCCACCUAGUUUUGACGAACUUCCCACUGUUAGUAUCUCUAGCUGGGGUGUUUUACCAUUUCAUGAACAAUAUGGACGAUGGAAACUUAUCGGCAUGACUCCUUUUCUUAAUAUGGUUCGAGGAUUGAAUCCAUACAUUACAAUUCAAACUGUUAAUGGAAUCUUGACAAUUAUGUGUGUUGGAAAUGAUCCUAUUAUUCCACUACGUAUUGUGGAAAAAUUGCUUGAUAGCACAAUGCAGAAACUAUAUCAGAUGAUCGGAGAUUGA
Molecule: messenger RNA, 1410 nt
Organism: Rotaria sp. Silwood1
Lineage: Eukaryota; Metazoa; Rotifera; Eurotatoria; Philodinida; Philodinidae
Source: the annotation of a GenBank genome assembly